AUGAGUUCAAUCGUUAGUGAAAGUGAAAGUUCUGAAACAACCCCUGCUACUAAGAAACUUAAAAUCGGCAAGUCUCAAUCAUGGGUUUUUAAGGAAGGUCACUUUAUCAAACACGAUCCUCAGCAAAUGGACCGUGCCCAAUGCACAUAUUGUAAAAGUAUUUUAAAACAUGAUAACAAGACGGGAACCAGUGCCUUGAUUCGCCAUCUAAAAAAUACAAAAUGUAAUAUACAUAUUAAGCCUGACAAUUCGCAGCAAACAUUACAGUUUUCUCAUUCUACAUCAAGUGUCGUUACUUACAAGUUUUCUCAAGAGAGAAGCCGUCAAGAUUUGGCAAAUAUGAUUAUCAUGCAUGAGUAUCCAUUUCGCAUGGUUGAACAUGAGGGAUUCUUGAAAUUUGUUAAUAAUUUGCAGCCACAGUUUAAAGUAAUGAGUGAAAAGACAACACGCGAAGAUUGCAAGAAUCUUGUUGCAGAUCUCGAGAUAAAGAUUCGUAUAAUGAUACAAGAAACGCCCGGGCAUCUGAGUUAUACGACCGAUUUGUGGACAUCAAACCAAACUCUUGGAUAUAUGGCAGUUACAUGUCAUUUUAUCGAUAAGGAUUGGAACCUUCAAAAAUUAAUUUUAUCAUUUAAAGUGAUUUCUGCGCCGCAUACAGGAAUUGCUAUUAGUGAUAUGCUUUUUAAGUGUUUUAAUGAUUGGAAUGUUACAUUAGCAAUUACCAUGGACAAUGCCACGAGCAAUGACGCUGCAAUAAUUGAUAUAAAACGCAAGCUUCGUGAACAAAACAUGCUCAUUGCGAAUGGAAGUUUGUUGCAUCAACGUUGUUGCGCUCAUAUAUUGAAUCUUAUAGUUAUUGAUGGACUUAAAAUAGUUAAGGAUAUUACGAGCAAGAUCCGAGGUUGUGUAAAGUGGAUUCACAGUUCACAACGUCGACAGCAAAAUUUUGAAGAUUCUGUAAUUGGAUGUUGCAAUGAACUUGUCUCAAGCCGGCGACCAGCUCUUGAUGUAAUUACUCGUUGGAAUUCGAUAUACUUGAUGUUGAUAUCCACAAUUCCGUAUAAAAGUGUAUUUGAGCGUCUUGCAUUACGAGAUGCUAGUUUCGAGCCACUUAUGCCUUCAGAUGAAGAGUGGAAAAAGGCUAAUAGUCUUUGUAAUUUUUUAAAACCAUUUUAUGAAAUUACGAAUAUUAUAUCAGGAAGCACAUAUUCUACAGCAAAUAUUUUCCUUCCUUAUUUAUUGAAAAUUAAAAUGCAUCUCGAACGAAGUGCUGCUAACUCGGAUCUUUUUUUUUGUCAAAUGGUUAAGCCAAUGCAAUCCAAGUUCGAUAAAUAUUGGGCAGAUAUGGGAGACAUGCAUUGUAUUGCAUCGAUAUUGGAUCCUCGUUAUAAGAUGUCAUUGCUAACUCAUAUAUAUAAGCAGGUAAUGAACUUGUCAUACACCGAGGUAGAAAACAAAUUAAAUUAUAUUAAAAUGAGAGCUACAACAAUUUAUAAUUCAACAUACAUGCAGCAUGCAGUUACUUCUAAUACUAUAACGUUAGAGAAUUUUUUUGAUAUUUUUUAUGAUGAAGAAAUGCAAGAUUUCGAUACCUUUCUUGCUAAUGAAGCUAAUGUUGAAAACGAAAUGGAUGAGUUUGAACAAUAUCUUGCUGAUCCACUUUUUCCCCGUUCUCGAUCAGAGCCAUUUGACGUUCUAGCUUGGUGGAAGAUAAAUGCACCAAGAUAUCCUUCCGUAUCAUUAAUGGCAAGAGAUAUUCUUGCAAUUCCGAUAACUUCAGUUGCAUCUGAAGCAAUAUUUAGUACAGCAGGAAGAAUUAUUGAUGAUUAUCGGUCAAAUCUUACUCCAGAAACUGUUGAAAUGUUAAUAUGUGGUCGAGAUUGGAUAAGAAUUGCAAAAAAACAGGACUGGAAUGAUUAUUAA
This is a messenger RNA of Ambispora gerdemannii, 1923 nucleotides long. NCBI's taxonomy places the organism in Eukaryota, Fungi, Glomeromycota, Glomeromycetes, Archaeosporales, Ambisporaceae. The record is from the annotation of a GenBank genome assembly.